AUCGUCUUUCUUAUUUGUAGUCUUUUUGCAUUUCUUUUGCAUGCAAAACCAUUAUCAAAAACUCCUUUUUUUCUUUUUCUUUUUUAGCUAUUUGCUUAUUGUAUAAUGGAUAUGUUGAUGGGUAGUGCCUUUUUCUUUUCUGUUUUUUUCUUUUAAAAAAAAUUCUGAUUUAUUGAUUUUAUUUAUUUAUUUAAUGACAGAGUCUUGAUGCUUUCAAAGAAAAAGCUGUUAUUUUUUUAGAUUUAUUACGUAUUGUUGAAACAGUUCAGUUUUAUGUUUGUUUGCAAGUUAUAUGACAAAAUGUUUCUUUUAAGCACCAAUGGAUUUAUAACUUAGAUAAUCUGUUUGUCAGGUAACUUUUUCGCCUAUUGUUAACACCCAUAAAAUGUCAGACAAAUUGUCACUGUUUUUCUUUUUAAGAAAAGUUAUUCUUUUGGUUGUUUCUUGAAUCUUGAUACUUAUUUUCUAAUACAUAUAUAUAUAAAAAGAAUUGGUUCGGUAGAAUAAACUAUAUGAAAUAACACCACGUCAUUGCUAGCGUCCUAUGGCUUUCUUUUGUUCUUGUUUAAUAUUUAAAAAUACUUGCAGAGUUUUUGGUUCUUAACUAAUUCAUUCUGGGUGGAUUUUGAAUAAAACUGCUUGAUAUUGUUGAGAUAAAGAUGGGUUCCGUUUGGCGCUGAGUUGUGAGUGGUGUUUUGUUUGAAAGAAAAAUUAUUGAACUGAUUUUUUUUUCUUGAGAAAAUGGUAUCCAGGACAGUAUUUGAUAAAGAAAGUUUCUAGAAAUCAAAGGCACUUAAUGGCACACAUAAUGAAUGAUAACAGUGAUCCUAAUCCAUUUCCUCUGCUGGGGACUGUGUACGGAAAAGGUUCUGGUGGUAGCUAUGUUAAGCAACUGAGUAUAGAUGCAGCAAACAUCAAUGUGAUAGCUUCACAGAUUGGUACGCGGAGUUCUACUGCUAGCGUGUGGGGAUGUCCUAACUUGAUGCAUAAGCUGCGAAUGCAGUGUAAUGGUAAUUCCAGGACAACUCAAACUGCUGAUUCUAAAAAUUUAUCGAGCUGUGGACAUGAACUGUCCUCUACACAGAACAGAAACCUUGAGCAGGGAUGCAGUGUGGCUGCUUCUCAAGUUGGCUCUACUCCGUUAAAUACUGGGGAGCCGAGAAAGGAGAAGGAUGAAAACCUUCCAAGAUUCCCAGCUGGUGGUGCUGGUCAUGAUAAGAAAAGCAUUGCUUGCAAGAAUGAUGACUACGAUGAUGAUGAUCAAAUUGUGUUUGGCAGCAGUGAUGAUGAUGAUCUACUUGAUUACAAUUCAGAUUUAGUUACAAGUGAAACCAGCAAUCAGAGAUGCAAGAGGAGGAACUGGUUCGAGUCAUUCUUUGAUGAUUUAAAUAAAUUGAAUAUUGAGGAGUUGAACUCAACGGCAAGAAAGUGGCAUUGCCCUGCUUGCAAAGGGGGUCCUGGUGCCAUUGACUGGUACCGAGGACUAGAGCCCCUAAUGCAUCACGCCGUGACAAGAAAGACAAGAAGGGUAAAGCUCCAUCGCGUAUUUGCUGAAUUUUUGAAUGAGGAGACACGGAAGAGGGGAAUGUCAGUCGCACCAGUUGGUGUAGCCUUUGGUAGAUGGCAAGGUCUAAACGAGAGAGUAAAAGAUUAUGAAAUAAUUUGGCCUCCAAUGAUUGUCAUCAUGAACACAAGACAUGAGCAGAAGGAAAAUGGCAAGUGGAUUGGAAUGGGUAACCAGGAGCUUUUGGACCACUUCAAACCAUAUGCUGCAUUGAAGGCCCGGCAUUCAUAUGGUCCCCAAGGGCAUAGGGGCAUGAGUAUGUUGAUUUUUGAUGACUCCACAGCAGGUUAUUUAGAGGCUGCUCGCCUGCAUAAGCAUUUCAAAGAGCAAGGAAGAGACAGGGAAGCCUGGAAAAGUAAUAGAUUUCCUUUCUGUUCCGGCGGGAAGCGCCAACUCUAUGGAUACAUGGCUUCAAAAGAAGAUUUGGAAUUUUUCAACCAGCACUCACAAGGGAGGUCCAAGCUGAAAUUUGAGAUGAGGUCAUACCAAGAGAUGGUUGAGAAAAAAAUAGGGCAAAUAAAUGAGAAUAAUCAGCAGCUUGAGAAGUGUAAGGACAAGAUGGCUAAAGAACAAAAGCAUUUACAAAUUUUAGCUGAAUCAGUAAUCUGGCUGAGUGAGGAAUUGCGCAAGACUACAGAAAAAAACCGCAGUAUGAGACAGCAAAAUAGAUUCCUGCUGGAAGAGAACAAAGAAGAGAUGAAUUCACAAGAACAAUUUUUCAUGGAUCAAAUCAAACUUUUUCAUCAAGCUCUAGAUGCAAAGCAAGGUAAAUUUGAGAAGUUACAACAGGCAAAUCAGGAGAAAGUUGGGCAGCCAAAUGCAAAUCUCUCUGCCAUAAAGGAGACACACAAGACGGAGAACAUUGUAUGUAACGUCAGCCUCGGGGAUAAAGAGAUGGAAAUGGAGAGGGAGAAGCUGAUAAAAAGUCAUGAAGACAAGAAGGCUGUACUUAUAAAGAGAUGUUGUGAGGAGUUGCUUAACUUGGAAAAGGAGUUUGAAAAUGAGCUAACCCAGCUCAUGAGAAAGUACAAAAACAACUCAGAUCACCCUGAGGCCAACAACAGCUAGCCAUCAGUUUUAAACUGAGGAGAGAUAGUAGAGAAGAUACAGAAAAACAGAAUGUGUACAUGCAUACAUUUCUGAACAACACAAAAGGGAGACAAAUUCAUUUUUUUACAAGAAAAUAUAUGAGAUUCCAUAUUGUUCUUUCUUUAUUAUGGAAUCUUUGCAACAAAUGUUAAAUCUUUUUGUUAGUUUUACUUAUUUGGAAUUAGACGAAUGAGUACUUGAAUUUAUGACAACCCAUUUUCCUA
Molecule: messenger RNA, 2877 nt
Organism: Ricinus communis (castor bean)
Lineage: Eukaryota; Viridiplantae; Streptophyta; Magnoliopsida; Malpighiales; Euphorbiaceae
Product: protein SUPPRESSOR OF GENE SILENCING 3
Exons: 5
Coding region: 797-2632 (611 amino acids)
Biological process (GO): defense response to virus; regulatory ncRNA-mediated gene silencing
Source: RefSeq, a predicted model, not a curated record